UCAACUCUGCCUCCUUGAUCUGCCAUCUCAUCUCAAUUCCGUGAUUGUCUCGAGUAAAAAGAAUUAGGACCUCCCCUUCGCGCUCUGUCUCUCUCUCUCCGCAACCUAUUGUUCUGGUUACUAUCUGAAACCCUACUUUCGGCGAACUUGUUUUUCUUCCUCUUUUCGUCAAGUAUCUUGAUUUGAGCUUGCAUCGGAGUUAGGGAGAUUUUCCUCUAUGGACAGCAGAAUAGAGCAAGGGAAUCAGAACUGGCUUUCUGCUGUGGUGCCGCUUAUGAAGCUUUUAACCCUUACUGUCAUUGGCCUCAUACUUGCGCACCCCAAAAUCCAGAUUGUUCCCCGUGCCACUUUCAAGCUUCUAAGUAAGCUUGUCUUCGCUCUCUUCCUCCCUUGUCUCAUAUUUGUACACCUUGGCGAAUCCAUUACCUUGGAAGAGGCCCUUCAGUGGUGGUUUGUGCCAGUCAACGUGCUCAUAAGCACGGCGAUUGGCUGUAUUCUUGGAUAUGUCGUGGCGGUCAUUUGCCGACCUCCACCUCAGUUCUUUAGGUUGACGGUGAUCAUGACUGGCUUUGGCAACACGGGAAAUCUGCCCAUUGCUAUUAUUGGAUCGGUAUGCCACAGCACAAAUCACCCCUUUGGCCCUAAUUGUAGUCGGACAGGCAUUGCGUAUGUCUCUUUCGCCCAAUGGGUUGCAGUAAUUCUUGUGUAUACCUUGGUAUACCAUAUGAUGGAGCCCCCUAUGGCAUAUUAUGAGAUCGUUGCAGAGGAAAAUGAGAUUGAGGAAGAGCUUGCUAUCAGUAAUAUCAGCAGGCCUCUGCUCCAAGAAGCUGAGUGGCCUGGCAUGCAGGAGAAGGAAACAGUGCAUUCAAAGACUCCUUUUAUUGCAAGGGUUUUCGCUAGCAUCUCAGGGUCAUCACAAAAUACCUUCCCUGAUAUUGAUCUAAACGAAGAGGGAGGUGUACUUGCUCCGAGCAGUCCAAAGUCUAUAAGGUGCUUGGCAGAGCCGAAGGUGGUUCGGAGAAUGAGAAUUGUUGCUGAAGAGACUCCUAUCCGGCAUAUUCUUCAGCCACCUACAAUAGCAUCUCUACUGGCAAUUAUUGUUGGGAUGGUUCCUGCGUUUAGGGAUUUUGUAUUUGGGAGUGAUGCUCCACUGUCAUUUUUUACUGACAGUCUUGAGAUCUUAGCAGGGGCAGUUGUUCCUUCAGUGAUGCUAAUUCUUGGAGGUAUACUUGCAGAAGGACCAAAUGAUUCGUCUCUUGGCAUCAGAACUACAGUUGGUAUCAUUAUUGCAAGGCUUUUGAUUUUGCCAUUUAUUGGAAUAGGGGUAGUGGCUUUGGCAGAUAGAUUACAUCUUUUGCUCCAAGAAGGUCAGAUGUACAGAUUUGUUCUUUUGUUGCAGUAUACAAUGCCGAGUGCUAUCUUGUUGGGAGCAAUUUCAAGCUUGAGGGGUUAUGCUGUAAAGGAAGCAUCAGCUCUGUUAUUCUGGCAGCAUAUCUUGGCUAUGUUGUCACUCUCUAUUUAUAUCGUUAUCUACUUCAAGUUGCUUUCCUAUGUAUGAGGUUAAAAUCUUUCAAACUUUUAUUGUAUGAAAAUGCAUGUGGAGAUUAUGCAGUCUUAUAACAUAGCGUAUUUACUACAUCCUUACCAAAGGAUUGGAUUAAAAAAAAAAAAAAAGCGUAUUUACUAGUUUGUGAAAUGACGCUGUGUUGAAUAAGAACUGUCAUUGAUCUUUUUCUAUAUGCUUCUUAUUUUAUGUUCACUUGAAUUGUACUAUUCCUUCAUUUCAUGUUCAUGUGAAGAUCUAGCGCUGCUUCACUCCUAAA
Messenger RNA from Dendrobium catenatum, 1823 nucleotides. Its product is annotated as protein PIN-LIKES 2-like. Gene Ontology annotation, biological process: endoplasmic reticulum to cytosol auxin transport. Bases 218 to 1558 code for a protein of 446 amino acids. The record is from RefSeq and is a predicted model, not a curated record. Gene Ontology annotation, cellular component: membrane. NCBI's taxonomy places the organism in Eukaryota, Viridiplantae, Streptophyta, Magnoliopsida, Asparagales, Orchidaceae. The transcript is spliced from 2 exons.